Messenger RNA from Suillus fuscotomentosus, 2011 nucleotides. RefSeq lists its product as uncharacterized. The record is from RefSeq and is a predicted model, not a curated record. Bases 274 to 1908 code for a protein of 544 amino acids. NCBI's taxonomy places the organism in Eukaryota, Fungi, Basidiomycota, Agaricomycetes, Boletales, Suillaceae. The transcript has 13 exons.
CUUUGCCUUGAAAUUUGUUCAAUGAACCGCACAACUCAUUUCGCUCAAGCUUGCGCUCAUUGUUUUUGCGCUACGCAGGGGCACAAGGCAGUCGCGUUUUUAUCAGCAAACGUGGCUAAGUCUUAAUACUGAUCAUGAUGCUCCACCAAACGAACUGAUAUAUAUCCUCAGCUGAAAAUGCAUCUUUCUCAGAAAACCAAAACCUUCAGCCAGCUGCAGGUCUUACAGCUGAGCUUCUUGUUCAUAUAGUUUCUCUUCUCUAUUCGAUAGGACAUGCAGCGCGCUCAAAAGGCUUCGUCGUCUUCGGAUUCAUCACCUUCAUCCACUCCUCCAGGAAGUCAUGCUCUUCAGCCGACCGCAAUUCGUCCAGAAUCAAAGGAGCUAAAGCCGUUGUUCACACAGAAACCCCUGUCUUUUUCAGAUCGGGAGAAGAAGCCUUCUCCACCUCCGCGCAAGCGCAGGAGGCAAGUAAUCCCGGAAACCCCCGCUUUGACCUUCAAUCCUUCCCAGAGAAUGAUACCGACAGGGCGACAGGAGCCUCCACAGACACCAGUGUCGCAGACUACACCUAUUUCAUCUACCAACGAAUGCCCUAGUUGGGUGUCUGAUGAAGUUGGUGACCAGCUGCCCUCUGAUACCUCCGUGUAUCCUCACUCCACCGCUUUUAAACGCCCUCGCACCUCGAGUGGUGGCGACGGUUCACCGCAGGUCCCCGGUUAUCCCGCCACGUACUACAAUUUCAGGACUCCGGAUACAGCGGAUCAUCAAGAUUCUCCAUUGUCUGGAGGAAGUUCUUCUUCAACUAACUCCUUCGGCUCGUCUCCAGUGCAUCACACUUAUGGACCGGAGGGUGAAUAUCAGCCUUUUCAUCAGGAGAUGACGGGACAAAAUGCUGCAGAUUACGCGCCACCACGUAGAGAUGUCUACCGGGACCCUAGCUACCUCCCGCCUCAAGAGGGUGUCUGGUCCCACUGCCCUAACUAUUAUAACAAUGGAGGAAAGCCUAGCGCAGAAGAACAUCAUCAACGUACUCUUGUCCGCAUUAAGCAAAUUCAAUCGCACCUCUCGAACUCUCCGCGCGGGCAGCGACUCAAAGGUAAAACUUGCGUUAUUACCGGUGUUGGAUCGCUGCAUGGCAUAGGCCGUGCUUCUGCGCUCUUGUUCGCACAUGAAGGAGCGACUCAUCUAUACUUGCUCGAUUUCUCACAAGAGAACCUUCCUGAACUCAAGUCAACGAUUGAGAACUCAUAUCCGGAUGUGAAGGUAACCACCAUUCAAGCCGACGCAGCAAAUGAGACCGCCAUAGCAGCUGUCUGUGAACAAGCAUUACAAGAUGAGGGCCGAUUGGACGUAUUCUUUGCCAACGCUGGUUUCGCGAAUGAUAAGACGCUUUCCGAUUUGACCGCAGAAGGUUUCAUGGAAAGCAUGCGAGUCAAUGCAUUGUCCUGCUUCCUUGCCGUCAAGUACGGUUCCGACGCGAUGAUGAGGACUAAUUCGUCGAGAGGGAAAGAUAUUAGUGGAGGAAGUAUCAUUUUGACUGCAUCUGUGGCAGGGCUACGGUCCGGGGCAGGGACCAUAGACUAUAGCGCAAGUAAAGCGGCCGUGAACUCGAUCGCGAAGACAAGCGUAUAUCAACUUCAGAAGACUGACAUUCGCGUGAACACAAUCUGCCCGGGCCUGAUCGAGACCAAUAUGACCAAGGACAUGUUCGAUUCUGCUCGCCAACGAGGCAGGGAGAGCAAGAUUGGUCAAUUAAACCCGAUGGGCCGCUUUGGAGUCGCUCAAGAGAUUGCUCACAUGAGCUUGUUUUUGGCUUCGGAUGAAUCGAGUUAUGUCAAUGGACAGAACAUUGCGGUUGAUGGGGGGCUUUCGUCAUCGCAUCCUGUAGUCCCAGGACGGUGGGCCUGAUGGGCCGUCGCACUAUCUCAAACCGCAUCUUCCAGGGAUCUCCCGUAUCUUUGUCACAGUGUUGCCUUUGUACUUAAUACUGAUUGAAUCAAUGCUUUUUAAG